CUUUCGUCCACCUCCACCUCUCCUUCUCUCUCGCUUUUGCUCUGCGUUCAUCCACCCAGUGGCGCCAAGCGGUUGCUGCAAUGGACCGCCGCGACCAACGCCCCCCUCGCUCUGCGCCGCCUCGCGGCAACACCGCCAACCCGACCUCCAACCCACCUGCCUACCACGAUGACCCUCACAACCGUCCGCCGCUCAAUCCGACCCCUGCUGGUCGUGGAAAUGUCUCCUUUCAGAACACAGAGCUAGGCGACCGCCAUGGCCAGGUCGACGACUCGCGACAACGCUACUUUUCGGCUUACCGCGACAGUGCUCUCCCACCCACGCCGGACGACUUAGCCCUUGAAAGUGGGGCUGGCAGUGGCUUCGAUCCCUCACGAGUGGCCAGGAAGAAGAGCCUCGUUCGUCCAGACAGGGAAAAGAUCGAACCUGGUCAUCGAUUAUGGCAUUACCGAACUCAUGCCGCACAGUUGGAGGACGAAGGUGCAGGCAGACUCGGACUCUUGCCUUCUUCGACGGGAAACUAUCCUCAGCGAGCCCCUCUCCGGCGCGGGAAGUCACUCCUAGCACGGGAGCAAGAUGUCCCAGAGUCGGGCCUGGCCUUAUUCAAGCGCGGUGCAACACUUCGCAGAAACAGGUCUCGGCAGACAAUCAACAGCGAGCCCGAUGCGCCGCAAAAGAAGCGACGCUGUUGUUCAGACGUUCCCGGUCCUCUUGAUGCUUGGAUGAUGUAUUGUGUCGUCAUUACAAUUUGUAUCCCAGGUUUCAUGCUCAGUGUAUUUGGCAUCCGCACACCCGAACAACAGCGAGCUUGGCGCGAGAAGAUGGGCCUUCUCAGUAUAAUUAUGUGCCUCAUGGCUGGCGUUGGUUUCAUCACUUUCGGUUUCACACAGGCUGUAUGUGGAACGCCAGCCGAUCGUUUCCGCUCUGGGUCAGUUGGCAAUAGCUCGGUCAUCAUCCACGGCUACGACUAUGACUUUUCAAAGUUCGACCACCCUGCUACCGGUUCAUUCGAUGGACAUUCCAAUCCUUUGUUUGAGGGCAAUUGGGGCGUUGCUGGUGCAGAUAUAUCAUUCAUGUUCCAAAACGUCGGCGGCUCUUGUCGGAACAUCAUCACACGUGCAAGCAACUCGACCAUCCCCGUAGCCAACGACGAUUUAGAAUGGUACUUCCCAUGCAACGUCUUCAAUCAGUUCGGAACUUCAGGCGUCAAUCUCACGAAUUACGACACCAACACGACCUGUCACGUCUCUAGCACCGCUCGUGGUGAUCUUGCUAAGAUGUCUCCGCAGGGUCAGGUCUAUUAUACUUGGGAUGACGUCAAGAACCCGUCUCGCAACCUCGCAGUCUACCAGAGCAACGUACUGGACUUUAGUCUCUUGAACUGGCUGAAUAAGGCUCAAGUAAGCUUCCCGGACAUCUUUGAGGACUUCAAGACAGCGAAUGGCACGUACAACGCGCGUGACAUUACAAUGAUGUUCCUUCGGACCAACCAGAAACCGCUCGGGAAAUGCUUGCAGGAUAUCAUCACUGUUGGCUUCAUCGACACGAUCACAAUUGGAUGCGUUGCUUCUGACAUUGUGCUAUAUGUAUCGCUAAUUUUCAUCAUUGGUGUCGUUGCCAUCAAGUUCGGGAUGGCCGUGAUCUUCGGCUGGUUCUUGUCCUGGAGGUUAGGUGCAUUCGGUAACGAGACGUACGAGCAGCGCAUGCGUCGAGCCGCGGAAAUUGAGAACUGGACGGAUGACAUCUAUCGACCAGCACCGAGUAGCUACAGGCCGAACGUCCAGAAGAACGGCAUGACGGACAAGUACAGCAAGCGCAAGACGGCGCUCUUCCCCUCAACGUCGCGUUUCACACCUUCCGAGACUGUUCCAAAGCUCGUCGGGAGUCGCGGUGCAGAUGCCGUGCAAUACAAGCGAAGCACGACUUACGGUGGUGGAGGGGCCAAGAAACUGAGUCCACCAGACACACCUGCGUUCCGUUCGUCGCGCAGCUCAACGUCCCUUGUUGAUAGUGCAUCGCAAAAGGGCUCGUUCAACGAGGCGCCUUGCCCGUUCCCACUCAACAAUGUCGUGCCGCAGCCCUCGGCUGACUAUAUGCCAUUCAACUUCCCUUUGGCGCAUACUAUCUGUCUGGUUACCGCGUAUUCCGAGUCCGUUGCAGGUCUGAGGACAACGCUAGACUCGCUGGCUACGACCGACUACCCGAAUAGUCACAAGUUGCUCAUGGUUAUUGCCGACGGUAUGGUGAAGGGAGCCGGUAAUGAUUUGGCGACCCCGGAUAUUGUGUUGUCCAUGAUGACGGAGCUUGUCGUCCCUGCAGAUGAGGUUGAGGCGCAUUCGUAUGUCGCCAUCGCUGACGGACAUAAGAAACAUAACAUGGCUAAGGUGUAUGCCGGCUUCUAUUCGUAUGACGACAACACGGUUGAGCGUUCGAAGCAACAGCGGGUACCGAUAGUAUUGGUCGCGAAGUGUGGGAACCCGCUUGAGGCGAACGAUCCCAAGCCCGGAAACCGCGGGAAGCGUGAUUCCCAAAUCGUGCUGAUGGCGUUCAUGCAGAAGGUCAUGUUUGACGAGCGUAUGACGACGCUUGAGUACGAGUUCUUCAACUCGAUCUGGCGUGUGACGGGUGUUAGCCCGGAUAGGUAUGAGCUGGUUUUGUGUGUAGACGCGGAUACGAAGGUGUUCCCUGAUUCGUUGACGCGCAUGGUAUCGUGUAUGGUACACGAUGAGGAAAUUAUGGGUCUUUGCGGUGAGACUAAGAUCGCAAACAAGGCAGAGACAUGGGUCACGAUGAUUCAAGUAUUCGAGUACUAUAUCUCCCACCACAUGACGAAGGCAUUCGAAUCAAUGUUUGGUGGUGUCACCUGUUUACCCGGUUGCUUCAGUAUGUAUCGUCUGAAGGCUCCGAAAGGUGCAGGCGGAUAUUGGGUUCCUAUUCUGGCUAACCCGGAUAUCGUGGAACAUUACUCGGAGAACGUCGUUGACACUCUGCACAAGAAGAACUUGUUACUUCUUGGAGAGGAUCGGUUCUUGACCACGCUCAUGCUCAAGACCUUCCCGAAGCGGAAGAUGAUUUUCUGUCCGCAGGCGGUUUGCAAAACGAUCGUACCGGAUACGUUCAGUAUUUUGCUAUCGCAACGUCGACGUUGGAUUAACUCGACUGUACACAAUUUGUUUGAGCUUCUCUUGGUUAGGGAUCUUUGUGGAACGUUCUGUUUUUCGAUGCAGUUUGUUGUGUUCAUGGAGCUGGCGGGUACACUCGUUCUUCCGGCUGCCAUCUCGUUCACGCUUUUCCUUAUUAUCGAGUCUAUUAUUCCUGGUGGUUCGAGUACGACUAUUCCGCUCAUCUUGCUGGCGAUUAUUCUCGGUCUCCCUGGUCUUCUUAUCGUGGUGACGUCCCGCAAGGUCGCGUACGUUGGAUGGAUGUUGAUCUAUCUGCUGUCGCUACCGAUAUGGAACUUUGUAUUACCAGCAUACGCGUAUUGGCACUUCGAUGACUUUUCCUGGGGCCAAACGCGGCAAAUAUCUGGUGAUAAGGGCGGGAGCCACGGUGAUAAGGAAGGAGAAUUUGAUUCGUCGCAUAUUGUCAUGAAGCGCUGGGCGGAAUUCGAGCGUGAGCGUAGAUGGCGCGGUGGCACACAGUCCCGCGACUCAACAUUCUUUGAUAUGCGCUCUAAUUCUCCGAAGCGGACUUCUAUGAUUUCAACAUCGGAGACGUUCCAACACCAGAGUUCGGAUAUGGGCGACUCCUUUAGCUAUGGUGGUCAGCCUCGGCCUAGGUUCGAUAGUUCGCCACUGGUCAUGCUUCCGGCACCCUUGGCGGUGAACAACAGUAGGCCUACCGGGCUCUCAACGACGCCUGGAUCUCGAAACAGCGAAGAGGUGCCCAUGCUUGGAGAUACUGGUUCUCGGGCGCGGUUGAUACCUAGUCCACCGGGCGAUUACAGCGCCUACAGUUCGCCAGAGCCGUUCUUGCCUCCGCCGUCAAACCCGAUUGAAAACUUCGUCAACCGGGCGGGGCAAGGUGCUGGUGGAAGCAUGGGAGGUGUCGUGCUGCGACAAGGUACAGUGUCGAGCGCGUAUCCGGGCGAGACGCAGAACCCUUAUCGUACCACUCCGCAACAAGCAGCAGGAUAUGAUGAGGAUUACUCGGUCGGGACGACAACGACCUCAGAGUCAGAUGAUACUCAGGCUUCGGCUGCUCGUCAGCAGUCUUCGCCACAGCAGUACCAGGCUCAGCAGAGGGCGCGUGGAAUCAGUUUGGAAGACAGAGGACCUGUACCCGGACCGGAAGGGGUUCGUCGAGUAGCAAGGCCGCAGUCAAGGAGGCCGUCGUCACAACAGCCGCAGACGAACCGGUACUCGCGUUCAUCUUUGUACAAUCUUCCUCCAGGUGCUGCCCCUCCACGGCCCCAAGGUGAUUAUCAGUAAACAGACUCUCGGACUAUCUCCUGCAUUGCAUCGAUACACUUCUUUCAAGACAUUUCAUCAAGGAUUUUUCAUUACUCCCUCCAGGUAUAGCAUGCUAUCGUUUCCUCAAUACUUUCAUUUUUCCUUCGUGCUUUCCUAGUCCUAGUUAUUGCUUUCUUUCUUUCUUUCUCUUUUAUUUUAAUUAUUUUAAUUGCAGAGUACGCUCUCGGACAUAAGGUGCACACGCCUUUAUUCAUUCUCCCCACCCCCCCUUUUUAUUUCUUUGGCGUUUGAAUUGCAUGGACUCGCUGUAAUGACGUUUUCUUCUCGGCUCUCUACAAACCCUCUAUCCAC
This is a messenger RNA of Fomitiporia mediterranea MF3/22, 4763 nucleotides long. RefSeq names its product glycosyltransferase family 2 protein. The coding region runs from base 81 to 4430 and encodes 1449 amino acids. Lineage: Eukaryota; Fungi; Basidiomycota; Agaricomycetes; Hymenochaetales; Hymenochaetaceae. Gene Ontology annotation, molecular function: chitin synthase activity. The record is from RefSeq and is a predicted model, not a curated record. The transcript has 6 exons. Gene Ontology annotation, cellular component: cell periphery; cell septum.